CCGAAGCACACCGGCCGUAAGCCCCGUUGUAUGGGCUCUUUCAACGACUAGGGCUAUUGGCUAUUGGCUAUUUGUAAAUCUCUUGAAAUAAAGUGUUUCUAUAGGUCAAGGUGUGACACAUGCACAAUGGAUAACUGGUCGAUUGCCAUGCUCAUUCUCCCUAUUUUUGUAACCUUUUCAUCAGCGGAUCAAGUGAUUUUAGAACAACAGCCAACACCAUCUAAGAGCUGGAUAUGGGACUCAUUGAAGCCGUCAGUGGGAUCUGGUGGACCUGCUGGGUGGGUGAAGCCGACCUAUUACCAAACCUGUGAUAUUUCUCUGAAUGGACACCCACAACCAAACAACUGGCUUAGAAGUAAAGCUAUAGGGAUCCACAGUGGAGUGAAAGCAGUCGACAUUACUAUUGAGUACCUAACUAAGAACUGUUCGUCCUAUUCUGACAAUGGAGGGAAAUAUUGCAAAGAGUAUUUCGACUUAUACGUGCAUCAGUCUGAGCAACCAAUAGAACCCCACCCUCUAACAGACAAUGCUUCUUAUGACAAGAUUGCUAGAACAGCUCCGUCAGCUCUUGGCAUCAGAGUGUCUCAAACGUUUAGAGUAACUGUUAAAGGAAAGUACAUCGUAUUGGCUUUUCAUGACCAGGGUUCUUGUACUGUCCUUUACUCCGUCGCUGUUAAAUAUUACUUCUGCCCAGAGACAGUUCAUGUUGGUCGUUUGGUGUACGUACCACGUACAAUAGCUCCAGAAAACAACUCAGAGCCAGUUGUAGCUAAUUGUAUUAAAAAUGCCGUCCACGAGCAAGGUAUUUUUAGGGUGAACUGCCAAAGUAAUGGGGUCUGGAACUUGAGUUCACUGAACGGAAGAUGUGUGUGCAAGGAGGAUAUGGAGAAUACCAGAGGGGGAUGCAAAGAUUGCCCAGAAGGUAAAUACAACGACAUAAAUGGCUUUAAUUGCACAGUUAUACCAUCAGCCCCGAGAAAUGUCCGAGUUAUCUUCAUUAACCGUAGUGCCUUGGAGUUAAAAUGGCAGCCCCCUGUAGUGACCGGUGAUCAGACCCAAGUGUUUUAUGACAUUGACUGCCGUAAGCCGUAUGAGGAUGAAGACCACGACAAGAGCGUGAAUAAAGUUUGCGGAAGUGACGUCAUUUUCACACCAAAAAAGGAAGGCUUGAACGUUACCCAUGUUAUUGUUGGAAAUCUAUCUUCAUUUGAAGUUUACACUAUGAAAAUCUUCGCUAAGAACCGAGUAAGCGAAUUAGCGAAAACAAAAUAUGGAAUUGAAGCAAACCUUACGGAAAUAACUAUAAGGACCAACGGAUCAGUUCCAGGGAAACCAGAAGUGCAUGUUGAGCAACCGGAAACGGCUGUUGUUGUAUCUUGGAGAAUUAAGGACAUGAACAGUGUCCUCAAAGAGUACCACGUGACUUAUAUAAGAGAAGAUGAUUUGUCAGAAACCCAGACUCUUGCCACUAAGAAAAUGGAAGCGCAGUUUGAUCUAAAGGCGGGAAAGACUUAUGAAUUCCAGGUAUUUGCUAUAAACGACCUUGGUAGGGGUCCUGCUGGUGUGAAGACAUUCACACUUAGAGAAGAAACCGAUGUGACCAUGUAUCUCAAAAUCAUCUAUGGAUUGGUUGGUUCAUUGGUACUUUGCAUUUUGUCUUUUGCAUGUUACAUCAUCUACAACAGAUGGAACCGUCGAAGAAAUGCAAACCGUGAGAAAAUUCCUAAAACAACAGAAACCAGUGUUAUGAUUCAUGAGGACGUCGCAAUGAGUUUUGCAGCUGAACGGCAAAAAGUGGAUCCCUUUAGACUUGACCGAGAUCAAAUAACAACAGUAAAGGUGCUUGGGAGUGGCAACUUUGGUCAAGUGUCCAAAGCAGUCUAUAAACCUUUAAAUUCCGAAGUGGCUGUUAAGUCAUUGAAAGGCGAUGCCCAAAAGAAAGACUUACAAGACAUGCUGACUGAGUUAGAUCUCAUGAAAACCUUGAGGCCUCAUCCCCAUGUUGUUGAGCUCAUUGGCUGUUGUAUUGAAAAAGAUCCACUCCUCAUAGUGUUGGAGUAUUUGCCAUACGGUGAUCUGUUGGGAUAUUUGCGCAAGAGCAGAGGGAUCGAGGAUACUUAUAACACAGGAGAAAAGAGACCAAGCUCAACACUUACAGAUAAGGAACUCUUGUCCUUUGCAUGGAUGAUCGCUGAUGGUAUGAGCUAUUUGUCAACAAUGAAGAUUGUUCAUCGUGAUUUAGCAGCUCGCAACGUGUUAGUUGGGGACAACAAAGUGUGCAAGAUUUCAGACCUUGGUUUAGCGCGUGGUUUGGAGGGAGAUAUUUACACGAGAAAAACUAAGGCUCGUCUUCCAGCCAAGUGGAUGCCCCCAGAAUCUCUCUUGUAUGGCAGAUCUACCACUAUGAGCGACGUAUGGUCAUACGGCAUAGUGAUGUGGGAGGUCUUUACCAUUGGUGGAUCACCAUAUCCGGGAGUAAAAUCAAGAGAAAUUGCUGGCCUACUACAGACAGGAUACCGUAUGCCUAAGCCACCUCACAUCUCACAAGAUCUGUAUUCCAUCAUGACCAAAUGUUGGGAAGAGCAACCUAAAAGGCGACCAACAUUUCAGUGGCUCUGCUCUGCGGUCAAACGGUUAUUGGAUGAUUAUAAGACAUAUGUGAACUUGGAAGUCUACGAAGGCGAUAACUACAUCAACUUUGAUGUGAUAACGAACAAAGAGUGAUGAAAGAUGUCCAAUUUUUACGAUAAAGACGGGAGCGUGGACGCCCGGUGCCUAGUUUGAAUUGGCUUAAUCCUUAUCCUUCAUCUUCGAUUCCCUGUGGCAAAUCAGAUAGGAUAAGAUAAUGUUACAAAUACUAUAUCGUGAACUUAACACAGUUUUUCUCGAGAUACCACAAACCUUAUGUAAGGUUCUAAAUCGGUAUUAUAUGUAGAAAUGAAAAUGAAGAACCUUUCUUUAAUGUUAGGUUCCUCCUGGAAAUCUGCUUGGUUAGAUACGUAUUGUAGUAGCUAGUUGUAUCAAGAUUCAAAAUGGCAGGGUAUAUAGUUGAAUUUUGGGUUUACUUCAGAGAAAGGGCCGUACGUAUUUUGCUUUGUUUUGUAACUACGAUUUGCCCUAGCUGCAAAGCUGCUUCGACACGCGUAAGUGCAACGUACGAAUUAAAAGCACAUUUGAAGACGAUACCAAGAAGCUUAGGUUACCCUUUAGAAUAUCAUAGUACGGUCUAACUGGAUCAUACUUUCUGAUAUGCUAUCCUGUGGCGAGGAUAAAAAUUAUAUAGUAGCUAAAAAUGUCAGAUUUCACUUUUUUCGUCAUGUCUUGC
Messenger RNA from Pocillopora verrucosa, 3325 nucleotides. The record is from RefSeq and is a predicted model, not a curated record. NCBI's taxonomy places the organism in Eukaryota, Metazoa, Cnidaria, Anthozoa, Scleractinia, Pocilloporidae.